AUAAUGCCAUCCAUCCAUUUCCUACCGCUUAUUCCCUUCCGGGCUGCGGGGGGCGCUGGAGCCCAUCUCAGCUACAAUCGGGCGGAAGGCGGAGUACACCCUGGACAAGUCUAUCUGAAAUAAUGAAUUGGCAAAUAUGUAUGCAGGUUCUCACCAAAAAUGUAUGGAUUUUUUUUUGUGGUCUAAAUAUGUUUUUAUUGUGUGUAUACUCAUAAUUCAGUCUCUGAAAUCACAUGUUGUAAUUUCUUGAGUGCUGUUGUACAAACACCAAAGAAAGGUUUACAUUUCUUGAAAGGUAGUUAAAGAGUACAAAACGCAGUCGGACUUUGUUUCAAAUUACGCAGCUUUAAAGUCACCCUCGGCCGUUUGUCAACAAGGAAGUGCUGUCAGGUGUGGCAUGUUUCAGUUCCUCAUUUCUGUCCUGUUGCGACCAGGGAAAGACCGCAAACUGAGAGCUUGGCAAUAAAGUUCCCCAGGAAAAUCAGUGCCAGAGAACUGCUGAUGAGUCACCAGCUCCGUCAGAAGAGGAAACAUGAGGACUCAUUCAAUACUGAGGACUGGGGGACUUUCACCCCUGACAUGAGUCCUUAUGUGUCCUCACCUUGUCUCCAGUCGCCUCCGGCUCCCAAGUCUCCGAUGACUUUGUUUCACUGGCAAAUCCAACAGGAAUCGCAAAGGUUUGAAGGCGUCUCCCCUGAGGUGCUGACCAGGCAGGACGUUGACGGCGACACAUGUCUUCACAUAGCUGUGGCUCAAGGCAGAAGGGCUCUGGCCCACGUUCUGGCUGCCAAGAUGGCAGGCUGCGAUGCUUUAGAGAUGAAGGAGCACAGAGGGCAGACGGCGCUUCAUGUGGCAGCAGCUGCCGAUCAGCACCUGAUUGUGCAGGACCUGCUGCUGCACGGCGCGCACAUCAACGCCAGAGACUCAUGGGGGCGCUCACCUUUACACGUGUGUGCCGAGAAAGGAUUCUAUCUCAGUCUUCAGAGCAUCUGUAGGACUUUGUCAGGUUGUGGACAGUGGAUCGAUACAGAAAUGUUCAACUACGAUGGCCAGACUCCACUCCAUGUUGCUGUCCUGUCUCACAAUGCUGCUGAGGCGGAGUUGAGGGCUCUCGAUCACACUCGUGCGCACCUGCAAGGGGAGCUGCUGCAACGUAAACACGUGUACGCUCAAUGUGUGGAGACCCUGCUGAACAUGGGUGCCUCCUGCGGGACAAAGGAUUUAAAGAGUGGACGGACAUGUUUGCACAUGGCCGCCCUGGAAGCCAAUAUUCAACUGUUAGACAUCAUCCUGCAGCAGCCGCUUGCAGCGAGCAGCGUGAACAUGAAGACCUUCAGCGGGAACACGGCCCUGCACAUUGUCAGCGCCUUGCGAAACCACCCGACUCAGCUGCGCGCCUUGGCCAUGCUGAUGAGGGCAGGAGCCGACCCCGGGGUCAGAAACAUGGACAACGAGGCGGCCUGUCAGCUGGUGCCUGCGGGAGACACUGGGGAGAAAGUGUGUCAGAUGCUGAGAGGCCAGCAUGUUCCUACUUAAAACAGACCACUGUCAGUCAGACAGUCCAUAUGCACAUAUUUGUUGCUCACGCCGCAGAUGUUGGUUGUUUCUGUGAAACAAAUCAGUUUGAUGUAAAGCUCAAUGAGCAAACACUUCACUUGUUGUACCUCAUCAUAUAAAGUCUUACUUUAUGCACUACAAUUAACUUGUAUAGUGGCACAUACAUCAUCAGUACAUUUAACCAUACUAAAUGUAAACAUUAGCACACUUAACAAUACUAACUGUGCAAAUAAGUCCACUUAACAGUUCUAGAUGUAAUAAUGAGUACACUUAACUAUAGUACAUUUUAAGAUAAGUCCACUUAACUGUACUAGGUGUAAAAGUGAGUACACCUAACAGUACUAUAUGUAAAAAUGAGUCCACCGAACAGGUCUAAAUGUAAAAAUGAAUACACUUAACAGUACUAGAUGUAAAAAUGUGUACACUGAACUGUGCUAGCUGUAAAGAUGAGUACACUGAACAGUUCCAGGUGUGCAAAUAAGUCCACUUAACAGUUCUAGAUGUAAUAAUGAGUACACUUAACUAUACUACAUUUUAAGAUAAGUCCACUUAACUGUACUAGGUGUAAAGAUGAGUACACCUAACAGUACUGUAUGUGUAAGUUAGUCCACUUAACAGUACUAUAUGUGAAAGUUAGUCCACUUAACUGUACUACUAUAUGUAAAAAUGAGUCCACCGAACAGGUCUAAAUGUAAAACUGAGUACACUUAACAGUACUAGAUGUAAAAAUGAGUCUGCCUAACUGUACUAGAUGUAAAGAUAAGUCUACUUAACAAUACUAGGUGUAAAUAAGUCCACUUAACAGUACUAUGUGUAAAAAUGAAUACACUUAACAGCACUAGAUGUAAAGAUGAGUACACUGAACUGUGCUAGCUGUAAAGAUGAGUACACUGAACAGUUCUAGAUGUGCAAAUAAGUCCACUUAACAGUUCUAGAUGUAAUAAUGAGUACACUUAACUAUACUACCUUUUAAGAUAAGUCCACUUAACUGUACUAGGUGUAAAGAUGAGUACACCUAACAGUACUGUAUGUGUAAGUUAGUCCACUUAACAGUACUAUAUGUGAAAGUUAGUCCACUUAACUGUACUACUAUAUGUAAAAAUGAGUCCACCGAACAGGUCUAAAUGUAAAACUGAGUACACUUAACAGUACUAGAUGUAAAAAUUAGUCUGCUUAACUGUACUAGAUGUAAAGAUAAGUGUACUUAACAAUACUAGGUGUAAAUAUAAGUCCACUUAACAGUACUAUGUGUAAAAAUGAAUACACUUAACAGUACUACAUGUAAAGAUGCGUACACUGAACUGUGCUAGCUGUAAAGAUGAGUACACUGAACGUUCUAGAUGUGCAAAUAAGUCCACUUAACAGUUCUAGAUGUAAUAAUAAGUACACUUAACUAUACUACCUUUUUAAGAUAAGUCCACUUAACUGUACUAGGUGUAAAGGAGAGUACACCUAACAGUACUAUAUGUGAAAGUUAGUCCACUUAACUGUACUAUAUGUAAAAAUGAGUCCACUGAACAGGUCUAAAUGUAAAACUGAGUACACUUAACAGUACUAGAUGUAAAGAUGCGUACACUGAACUGUGCUAGCUGUAAAGAUGAGUACACUGAACAGUUCUAGAUGUGUAAAUAAGUACAUUUAACAGUUCUAGAUGUAAAAAUGAGUCUGCCUAACUGUACUAGAUGUAAGGAUACGUCUACUUAACAAUACUAAGUGGAAAUAUAAGUCCACUUAACAGUACUAUGUGUAAAAAUGAAUACGCUUAACAGUUCUAGAUGUAAAAAUGAGUCUGCCUAACUGUACUAGAUGUAAAGAUAAGUCUACUUAACAAUACUAGGUGUAAAUAAGUCCACUUAACAGUACUGUGUAAAAAUGAAUACACUUAACAGUACUAGAUGUAAAGAUGAGUACACUGAACUGUGCUAGCUGUAAAGAUGAGUACACUGAACAGUUCUAGAUGUGCAAAUAAGUCCACUUAACAGUUCUAGAAGUAAUAAUGAGUACACUUAACUCUACUACAUUUUUCAGAUACGUCCACUUAACUGUACUAGGUGUAAAGGAGAGUACACCUAACAGUACUAUAUGUGAAAGUUAGUCCACUUAACUGUACUAUAUGUAAAAAUGAGUCCACUGAACAGGUCUAAAUAUAAAACUGAGUACACUUAACAGUACUACAUGUAAAGACGAGUACACUGAACAGUUCUAGAUGUGCAAAUAAGUCCACCUAACAGUUCUAGAUGUAAUAAUGAGUACAUUUAACUAUAGUACAUUUUAAGAUAAGUCCACUUAACUGUACUAGAUGUAAAGAUGCGUACACUGAAUUGUGCUAGCUGUAAAGAUGAGUACACUGAACAGUUCUAGUUGUGCAAAUAAGUACACUUAACAGUUCUAGAUGUAAAGAUGAGUACACUGAACAGUUCUAGAUUUGCAAAUAAGUCCACUUAACAGUUCUAGAUGUAAUAAUGAGUACACUUAACUAUACUACAUUUUAAGAUAAGUCCACUUAACUGUACUAGGGGUAAAGGUGAGUACACCUAACAGUACUAUAUGUGAAAGUUAGUCCACUUAACUGCACUAUGUAAAAAUGAGUCCACCGAACAGGUCUAAAUGUAAAACGGAGUACACUUAAUAGUACUAGAUGUAAAGAUGCGUACACUGAACUGUGCUAGCUGUAAAGAUGAGUACACUGAACAGUUCUAGAUGUGCAAAUAAGUACACUUAACAGUUCUAGAUGUAAAAAUUAGUCUGCCUAACUGUACUAGAUGUAAGGAUAAGUCUACUUAACAAUACUAGGUGUAAAUAUAAGUCCACUUAACAGUACUAUGUGUAAAAAUACACUUCACAAUACUAGGUGUAAACUUUACUAUAUAUAAAAAUGAACGCACUUAACAGUGCUGAAUGUAAACUUCAGUACACUUAGGUGCAAAAUGUAAACAUCAGUACACUUAACAAAACGAAAUGUUAACAUCAGUACACUUAACAAUACUGAAUGUAAAAUCAGUACACUUAAAAUACUGAAUGUAAACAUCAGUACACUUAAUACUAAAAGUAAAAAUAGUAUACUUCACAGUAUUAAAUGCAAAUAUAUCAGUACGGAAAUCAAACAUGCGUACACUCAAGAGUAAUGAUGUAAGAUGGGUGUACUUAGCAGUACUACAUGUAAAGAGACAGUACUAGAUGUAUACACUCCACUGUACUUGAUGUAAACAUGACUACACUUUACAGUCCAAGAUAUACAAGUUAAUGCACUAAUAGUACUGAAUGUAAACAUCACUACACUUAACAGUACUAGAUGUAAACAUGAUUCAACUUAGCAGAACUAAAUGUAAACUUAACUGUACUAAAUAAAAAUAAUUAGUACACUUAACAGUACCUAAUGUAAAAUGAGUACACUUAACAGAACUAAAUAGAUAUAUACAUAUAUACUGUAUAUAUAUUGAAUGCAAACAUAAGUACACUUAACAGUACUAAAUGCAAAUAUCAAUACUGAAUGCAAACAUAAGUACAUUUAACAGUACUUAAUGUAAUACUUAGUACACUUAACAGAACUGUAUACAAAUAUCAGUACUGAAUGCAAACAUAGAUACACUUAACAGUACUUCAUGUAAAAGUUAGUACACUCAACAUAACUGAAUGCAGUUAUAUACGCUGAAUGCAAACAUAAGUACGCUUAACAGUACUAAAUGUAAAAAUGUGUAUACUUAACAGUACUGAAAUCAAAUAUCAUUACUGAAUGCAAUCAUAAGUACACUUAACAGUACUAAAUGUAAAAAUGCGUAUACUUAACAGAACUGAAUACAAAUAUCAGUACUGAAUGCAAACGUAGAUACACUUAUCUGUACUUUAUGUAAAAAUAAGUACACUUAAGUGCUAAAUGCAACCAUUAAAGAACAUUUUUUAUGGGAUUUUUGUUUCACAAUUGCAAAUCAAAUGGAAUGUUACAGUGGAUGAUUGUGCCGCUUAUGUCGACAACAUCAAGUCCCGGUCCACAGUGUUCUUCUAAUUACUUAAUCAUCAUUUCUAUGAAAAAUGUGUGCGUUUAUGUAGCCAUGUCUUGUAGUGUUGUUAUCGCCACUACUUGUACUGCACACAAUAACUUCCUGUUCAGUGUGAAGCCAGCUUCCAAAUAAAAGCAUGGCAUUAUUUACCUGGAUUCUACCAAAACAAAUAAAAUGCAGCAGUCUUUUUGGAGCUUGUUAACCACCAAAAGAUUUGUGUAAACUCAGUCGUCAAGACAUACAAUGAACUUACUGCAGCAGCUCUGUUAGGAAAGAGUAUAAAAUAUUAAACGAAAACACAAUAAAAUAAAAAAUAUGCACGAAAGAAGGAUUUUGGUUGCGUCGACAUGAACGGUUCCCACUGUCAUUUUGUUCCUGUCUUUAUAUGGUUUGUACUUUAUUGGAUACUUAUGUUGUAUGACUCAAUUCACACACUUUAUCAAUAAAACUGUCAGCUGUGGUGUUGGUUGAGGUGAGUUUGUUAGUACAAACUAUAAUAAUACACAUUUUCAGUGUCUCUGAAAUGGUAGUCCAUUUCAGAGACACUGAAAAUGUGUAUUAUUGUUUGUGCUAU
Molecule: messenger RNA, 6129 nt
Organism: Entelurus aequoreus (snake pipefish)
Lineage: Eukaryota; Metazoa; Chordata; Actinopteri; Syngnathiformes; Syngnathidae
Gene: nfkbiz
Product: nuclear factor of kappa light polypeptide gene enhancer in B-cells inhibitor, zeta
Exons: 9
Coding region: 502-1536 (344 amino acids)
Biological process (GO): regulation of gene expression
Cellular component (GO): nucleus
Molecular function (GO): protein binding
Source: RefSeq, a predicted model, not a curated record